This is a messenger RNA of Symsagittifera roscoffensis, 921 nucleotides long. RefSeq lists its product as uncharacterized. The transcript has 6 exons. The record is from RefSeq and is a predicted model, not a curated record. NCBI's taxonomy places the organism in Eukaryota, Metazoa, Xenacoelomorpha, Acoela, Convolutidae. The coding region runs from base 48 to 560 and encodes 170 amino acids.
GUUGUGAUAAACUUAUUAAAUAGGGCAGGUUUGGUUAUUGGAUUAAAAUGAGCAAAUCAAUUUUCACAGAGUUCGCAGACUUGCUGAUUAAAGAAAACUGGAGCCUUGAUGUUCUGUUGAGAAAUGAGCACCUUGUGAAAGUGCAGUUGAUUGGGAGUCCCGAAAUGAAGUCACCCACUGUGGGAACAGAGUGUAUGUUGCACUUAUUGAAGAUGACAGAACAAAUCUACCUCCUCACAGUUCACCAAAAUGGAAGACUGUUGGCUCGUGAAACUAUCAAUGUAUCAGUGUUGGCGUUAGCAGGAACUGACAAGCUCCGUGAUUGGUGGGACGGAUAUCGUGCAACCAUGCUCAACUGUAUUCACUUGGCUAAGCUGGGCAGCCAUCAACCAAUUCGAGUGAGAACAGGAAUAGUGCACUCCACAUUUUCAUCAUUUAAACAUAAAAAAGAAUCAAACGACUGGAAGAUGAUUGCAUGCAGUAGGUUGGAGGAGCCCCGAGUGCUGUUGUUAUUCAUGGAGUCAAAGAACCAAUCGAGAAACUAUAAAACACAUCCUUAGUACAUUUACUAAUGUUAAACUUGAUUUCGCCGUAAAAUGAUUCCGACCAGUCUGGCCUGAGAAUACUGUUUAUGGACAGUAGAUGCAAUGAUGGCCUCCUAGACAAUACAUUUGUCUAUGUGAUUUGUAAAUAUUUCAAUGCUCUACAGCUGUACCUGCCCGAAAACAUUUCUUUGAUUAUUAUGGUUUUUUUUAGUAACUUUGGCCAAGGGUUUUUUUAAUUUAAAAAACUGUCGGCUGUCGUUGUUUUUCCCUCAUUCAUUUUGUCACUUAUUAGUUUAUUUCACUUUUUCGCUGUUUUAUUCAUUGUUCACGAUCAACCUAAAUUGAAAUGAUUGCGUCUCUUGUUUAUUAUUGACCU